GGUGAAGUGGUAAAGCUGGUUGGUGACCUGCGACCUGUUGUGCUAGGAUUACGGUUAACUAGGCUAGGAACUGAUCUGACCAGCCUGCCAUACUGGAUCCUAGCAAAUACAUCUCUACAUUCUCUUCAUAUACAAUCUACAUAUAUCAAGGAGGUGGAUGAGAAUUUCUUCCAAGGAAUGGAGAGUAGCCUUCAAACAUUAGAGAUAUCUGAUAGUUGGCUUACUUAUGUACCAAGAGGAAUUAAUAAAAUAGUUUCAGGUUUAAAAACACUAGAUUUAUCCUCAAAUAAAAUCAGCGAAGUUGAGAUCGGAGCUUUUCAUAAAUUAGGUAAACUGGUGACCCUAAGUUUAGCUGAGAAUAAGUUGACCAGCCUUCCACCUGGUCUCUUCCUGCACAAUACUAACCUAGAGUACAUUGACCUGUCUUUCAAUCAUCUUAGGCAUGUGAGCGGUUUGGUGACAGGGCUUCCUUCCCUGGUAGAUCUUCGUUUACAAUACAAUUAUAUACUUGCCAUCAGUGAUGACACGUUCGAGAAAACUGGAGAAAUUCGACAUUUGCAUUUAGAGCAUAAUGUGAUUUAUGAGGUCGGUGAUAAUGCUUUCCAGUCCCUGAAGAAACUAAGAGAACUGCGGCUAGAAUUCAAUUUUCUUUCAAAGAUUUCAGAAUCCUUGCUUCGUCGUAAUCUGGCUCUUAAAAUACUGUACUUGGAUAAUAACCAGAUCAGGAGUAUAGAUACCAAAGCUUUCACAGGAGUUCCUAAACUGGAAAAAUUAACUUUGCAUCAAAACUCUCUCAAGGUGGUUGAGAAGGAUCUAUUAUCUGGAUUAACAUCUCUUCAAGAACUAUCCCUAGAGCAGAAUAAGAUUACAACUAUACACGCUCAUGCUUUCAGUUCCUUAUCUUCUCUUCAAUACCUGAACCUGUCCUCUAAUAAGCUGGCCAACUUAGAUGAUGUUAUGAUGAGGUACCCAUCCUCCCUCUCCUCUCUCUACAUCACGGACAACAAGAUUAUCUCCUUCAACGAGGCAACCUUCAGUGGACAAACCACAUUAGAAUUAAUUAUGCUCGGAAACAAUAAAAUAGAAAGUAUCACGGAGAAACUAUUUGCGGAGCUAAUAAACCUAUUCCGUCUAAACCUUCAGAACAAUCGGAUAGAUAGGAUAGAUGACGGAGCUCUGGGUCACUGUGUUCAACUCAGGUUCCUAGAUCUCAGCUUUAACCGUAUCCUGGAGAUAGGAUCUGGAACCCUGGCAGGUUUAAACCAGCUGGAGGAGAUGGAUUUAAGUAAUAAUAAACUUGAAAGUAUAGAACGAGGAGCAUUUCAGUCCCUGCACCAUUUAAAGCUUCUAAACCUAGCUGGGAACAAACUAGCAACCAUUGGUGAAGCUGCGUUCUUAGGUUGCCAUGGUGUUCAAACCCUCAUCCUUCACAGCUCCAUGGUGACCCAGAUACAGGCAGGAGCCUUUAAACCAUUCACUAGUCUCACCCACAUAGAUCUGAGACACAACUCUAUAUCUGAUAUAUUAAGUUGGAUGGAGAUGGAGAACCUUCCCCGAGUUCAGACAUUUCAAUUUUCCGGCAAUAAUCUGCACAAUAUCUCCGCCCUGAUAAGCCUAGGUAAACUGCCUAGCUUGGAGCAGGUUGAACUAGAGAACUGUAAUAUAUCCCACCUCAGUUCCAGUCUCAUCUCAACCAACAAGAACCUCAAGAUUAUCAAACUAGGGAAGAACUUGAUCUCCCAUCUGCCCCCAGAAUUCUUUAGUAAACAAGUUUUUCUUCAGAGUCUCAGUUUGGACAUGAACCAGUUCAACACUGUACCUGGAGAUAGUUUAAGAUAUCUCUUCAACCUAAAGGAACUAAACCUAUCCUCAAACCUGCUCACAGAACUCACAGACUCAAGUUUUGACGAGGUAACUGGACUCACAUCUCUAGACAUAUCUGACAAUAGGAUCCAGACCUUUUCUCACAGAUGUUUCCACAAUGCUACCCGGUUGAAGGUGUUAAAUCUUGGUGGGAACCUUGUGUCUGAGUUCCCCAGUACAACCUUCCUCCCCCUCACCAGCCUUCAUACCAUAGCAGUAGACAGGAACCAGCUCAACUAUAUACCUAUAGCACUACAAGGGUUGAGAAAUGUCACCCACAUGAGACUAGGAAACAAUCCUCUAGUCAGAUUCAGAGAAAUGUCGAGUUCAUCUGGUUCAAUGUCCACUCUUCAUCAUUUACAUAUCACAGGAACAAGUAUGACAGAGAUAGAUGAAACAGAUAUCACUCUUUGUCCAAACCUUCUUUCUCUUAAUCUCAGUUCCAACCAGAUUUCUAUUAUACGCCCUGGUGCCUUCAAAUCCCAGAAAGAUCUUGUAAAGCUGGAUCUACAGCUCAACCAACUUAUUCGUUUACCUGGGCUCAGUCUUCAAGGAUUAGUCAGUCUAGAAUAUCUGAACCUGAAAGAGAAUAAACUGGGUCGGUUGGAUGAGUUUAGUUCAGAUCUUAGAAAUAUCAAGAUUCUUGAUUUAUCAGGGAACCAGAUAACCUCUAUAGAAUCCAGAGUUUUCCAGUCCUUGGGUAAUCUACUGAAGCUAGACCUGGCUAGGAAUAGAAUUGCUCAGAUUGAUCAACUAGUCUUCCAGAAUACAGUCCACUUAAAAAGUUUAGAUAUGCGUUCCAAUCUUUUGGAUAAAGUUCCUGUUGAUGCCUUUUCCGUUCUAGAACAUUCCUUGGAAUCUCUUCAUUUCGAAGAUAAUCCCCUAGUGUGCUCCUGCCGUACAUAUCGACAUAAACUCUGGUUCAGACAAAACCGGAAAUGGAUGGACUUGAACAAGAGGAGCAGCAAGGUUGGACCACAGUGCAUGAAACCUGAGAACGAGCGGGUUGCACCACAGUGCAUGAAACCUGAGAACGAGCGGGUAUAUAUCUAA
Eurytemora carolleeae is the source of this 2916-nucleotide messenger RNA. RefSeq names its product protein artichoke. Gene Ontology annotation, molecular function: protein binding. The transcript has 26 exons. Lineage: Eukaryota; Metazoa; Arthropoda; Copepoda; Calanoida; Temoridae. The annotation marks the transcript as partial. The record is from RefSeq and is a predicted model, not a curated record.